AUGCUACUCAGCUUGUUUCUCGUGAUCAAUUUCUUUAUCUCUUCUUCUCACUCAAUUGUAUCGCAAGUUCUCUCACCCGUAUCCAUCUUUGAAGAGAGUCCAUUAUCAACCAUUGUCGUAGACCUUCGUCCAAUCUUCCAAACACUGGACGUCUACACGUAUCAAGCUGCAUUACUUCACAGUCAACCAAGUCAACCAUUCGAAUAUCUCAAUGGAUAUAUUCGAUUGAAAUCUCGACUUGACCGAGAAGAUUACGUUCGAAAACGUUUGUGUAUCGGUGGAAACGUUCUUCAAUGCAAUUUUACAUUAACAUUGACCGUUAAUCUGAAUCAGACGCCAUUUAAUUAUAUUCUCUCUCAACCAAUUUCAUGCCAUGAUAUCAACGAUAUGAUUCCGAAGUUCUCUCAAACGGAAGCGAAAAUAUUUAUGGCGGAAAACGUUCCAAUCGGUCAUCGAAUUCCACUUGAAACAGCCAUUGAUUUAGAUUCGCCUCCAUAUGGUAUUGAUCAUUAUCGUUUAGAAACAAUCGAUGGAAAUGAUCAAUAUCAAUUUUCGAUUGUUUAUGAUAAUCAAAGUCGUGAAUUAGAAUUGAUUGUUAAGGAGCGGUUAGAUCGAGAAAAGAUCGAAAAGUAUCUACUGAAAUUAAUCGCAGUUGACCGAGGUCACCCAGCCAACAUCGGCACACAAACUUUAACAAUCGAAAUCACUGAUGUCAAUGAUUCUUCUCCACGCUUCGAAUCUUCGGUAUACAAUAUUAGUGUCGCUGAAAAUACAAUUCCGGAGUAUCUACUUAGACUUCAAGCGGUUGACCAAGACACAGCAAUGAACGCUGAAUUGACUUACACAUUAGAAAAUGAUUAUCAAGGCUUGUUUCGUUUGGACAAAACCACGGGCAUUCUAACAUUGAAUCAAGCACUCGACUAUGAAUUACAUAAAUCUUAUCAACUUAAAAUUGAAGUCAUCGAUAACGGAAUUAGUUCGCUAAGUGAUACAUGUAUCGUCUAUGUUUACGUACUUGACCAAAAUGAUCAUGCUCCGUCAAUACAAAUGAAAUUCAAUCCUCUCUUGGAACAUAAUCACAAUGGAAAUAUGGCUUAUGUAAAGGAAUCAUUUGAUAUUAAUCUGCCCAUCGCAUUUGUGACUGUCGAUGAUCAAGAUUCGGAUGAAUACGGUCGAUCGCAAUUAACAAUCGAACCACAUCGAUUGUUCUAUCUGGAAACAAUUCGACCGAAUUACUAUGCAGUGAAAUCCUUCCGUCAGUUCGAUCGUGAGACAACCCCAUUCUAUCAAGUUGAACUACGCGCACGUGACUUCGGUCAGCCAAGUUUACGUCGUUCGAUGACAUUCGAAUUGAACAUUACUGAUAUCAACGAUCAAAAACCUGAAUUCAAGUCGAAUUACACAUUCGACCUAGUCGAAAAUAAUCGCGUACCGACAACGAUCGGUCAUGUUACUGCCUACGAUUUCGAUCACGGUAUCAAUGGACAGAUUACAUAUUCGAUCGUUCCGCCAUCGCCAUUGUUUUUCAUCACGCCAACCGAUGGCAUUCUGACAACGAAUACAUCGUUUGAUUAUGAGACUAAACGUGAAUAUCAAUUUCAAGUACGUGCCAAUGAUCAUGGGCAUCCAUCGUUAGAAUCGUUUGUUACUGUUCAAAUUAAUAUAAUCAACAUCAAUGAGUAUUCACCUCAAUUCGAACACGAUCAUUACGAAUUUUCUAUCAAAGAAAAUGAGACCGUGAAGUUUAUUGGACAAGUCAAAGCAUUCGAUCGAGAUUAUGGCGAUAAGAUUACUUAUUCAUUAGGUAAUCAUGAAGAUUUGUUUAUCAUCGAUCAAAAUGGCAAAAUUUGGACACAGAUGAUUUUCGAUCGAGAAUUACAAGAUGAAUAUAAAUUAACAGUCAUUGCAACAGAUAACUCCACAAUUGGAUCGACGAAUGUUAUCAUAAAAAUACAAGAUGUCAACGAUAAUCCACCGGUCUUCGUUUGGCCUAACACGGAUGAGAUUCGUCAUAUUCUUUUCGACGAACAUUUUCAGCGUAUUGAUCAUCAAAAUCCAUCGUCUCAGUUCAUAACUGAUAUCAUCGUCCAAGACAAUGAUCUUGGGAAUAAUUCACACGUGAAACUAUCGGUCAUUGACAACGAUCUGUUUUAUAUCGGUUCAAACAAUUCUUUAUGGCUAAGAAAUUCUUCCACCUCACCCGGUAGUUACAGUGUUGAACUUCUAGCGAAAAAUUAUCAAUUUGAAACGAAGAAAUUGUUACAUAUUAUCAUCAAUGAACACAAUCCUCUUGGAUUUUAUUUAUUCAAUAAUAUGAGUAAAACAUUUCGAAGAUUUCCGAUCUUAUUCAUCAUUAUCAUCGCUGGUAUUACCGUCUGCUUGCUUAGUUUUAUCAUUACGUAUUAUAUAUGUAUGAGAAAGAAUGCACGAAAACGAUUGUAUGGAAGUCAAUUAAUAGUUAAUGAUGAAGAAAAAUCUAAACAAAAUAGUCCACGAAUGAAAACAUCGAGCUCGGUUAUUCUCCCAUCGAUUCAUAAUAAUAAUUAUACUGUUAUUGCUAAACAAAGAAAAAAUUCUCAGGCGCUAUCUGGAAAUAGUCCUUCAACGACGGAUGGCGAGUUUUCUUCAUCACUUCUCUCCUGUCCAUAUAAUGGCGCAUCAUCAUCAUCAACAUCUGAUCUGGAUCGUUCGCAUAACCAUCAUCAACAACAAUCGACAUCAUCGACUGUUUCGGCAUUGACCACUCUAACACGAAAAUCAGCAAAAAAUGUUAGCUUUCAACCACCAUCGGUGAUUCCAGCUCAAAAUACUUACACUGAUCUAUUACAAAAACAAACAUCCACAUUUAGUACAUUACCAAAACAGACGACACGUGAAAUCAUAAUAUCGAAUCACAACUCAUCUCUUCUGCCCGAACUAUCUCGAACGGAAUCGAAUGGUUUUCCAACAUUACAAACUAUUCUUAAUCAAUCGGCAAAAGAUCAUCAGACCAAAUUACCACAACCGCCCCCGUUACUCAAUGGCAUCAUCCUAAUCGAUGAAAUGCUUACGAAAUCAUCGAUAUCGAACAGCGACAAAAAUCACAUUGUCUCUCCCGCAUCAUCGACGAAUAAUCGAGGGUGGUACAACAUGACUUCUGAUUAUCAGACACGCGCUAGUAUUGUAUAG
This is a messenger RNA of Adineta ricciae, 3168 nucleotides long. NCBI's taxonomy places the organism in Eukaryota, Metazoa, Rotifera, Eurotatoria, Adinetida, Adinetidae. The record is from the annotation of a GenBank genome assembly.